Molecule: messenger RNA, 637 nt
Organism: Osmia bicornis bicornis
Lineage: Eukaryota; Metazoa; Arthropoda; Insecta; Hymenoptera; Megachilidae
Gene: CPR21
Product: endocuticle structural glycoprotein SgAbd-2-like
Exons: 2
Coding region: 1-498 (165 amino acids)
Cellular component (GO): chitin-based extracellular matrix
Molecular function (GO): structural constituent of chitin-based larval cuticle
Source: RefSeq, a predicted model, not a curated record
AUGAGAGAGAGGUCCUCGCACCUGGCAAGGUUUCGGCUGAGAUAUAUAAACGGGUCCGUUAGACUUGGUCUUUACUACCUGAAAACCACUCUGAUCAACAUGAACACUUUGAUCUGUGUCCUCUUCGCCUCCCUCGCGGUAUCAUCUUUCUCCGCACCUGUGGAGAACACCACACCGGUGGCCAUCGUCGCCUACACCGCCGAUGGUCCCAACCCAGAUGGUUCGUACAUCUUCAGCUACGAGUCUGCAAACGGCAUCAAGGUAGCGGAACAAGGUCAACCGAAGCAGCUGAACGAAACGAACUCGGUGGUGAUUGUCGAAGGAUCCUACAGUUACCCUGCUGCUGACGGAACUCCGGUCUCCCUGAGUUACGUAGCAGACGAAAAUGGCUUCCAGCCAAAGGGCGAACAUCUCCCAACCCCUCCUCCCAUCCCAGCUGGGAUCUUGAAAGCUUUGGAAUACAUCGCUGCUCACCCGGAACAAGACCAAGCUCUCUGAUCAUUUAAUAAUCCGGUAUAGAAAUAAGACUUCAUUGACGCGACGAUGGGUCUUAAGAACCCAUCGCGACACCCUGUGUAUUUUAAGUGUAAAUUGUGUAAUUUUAAGAUGAAAAGAUGUAUAGUGAUGAAAUGGCGAU